CUCAAAAAGUGAUAGAUAUGGAAAAAGUGAGAGAGAUUGUGAGAGAAGGGAGAAGAGUGGCAAAAGAAGACCCAAGGAGAGUAGUUCACUCGUUCAAAGUGGGUCUGGUUCUUGCCUUAAUCUCUUCUUUCUAUUAUUAUCAACCUCUCUACGACAGUUUCGGUGUCAAUGCAAUGUGGGCUGUCAUGACCGUCGUUGUCGUCUUCGAGUUCUCUGUUGGUGCCACACUAGGGAAAGGACUUAACAGAGUAGCGGCAACACUAUUUGCCGGGGCACUUGGAAUCGGAGCUCAUCACCUAGCGAGCUUGUCUGGUUCAACUGGAGAACCUAUUCUUCUCGCAAUCUUUGUCUUUUUACAAGCUGCGUUGUCGACGUUUGUGAGGUUCUUCCCGCGGGUGAAGGCGAGAUACGAUUACAGUCUGUUGAUAUUCAUACUCACCUUUGCGUUGAUAUCAGUGUCGGGGUUUAGAGAGGAGCAGGUUCUAGUGUUGACCCAUAAGAGAAUCUCCACUGUGAUCAUCGGAGGACUAAGUUGCGUGCUUAUCUCCAUAUUUGUCUGUCCUGUCUGGGCCGGCCAAGAUCUUCAUUCUCUCCUUGCAUCUAACGUUGAAAAACUCUCCUUUUUCUUGUUAGAUUUUGGGGACAAGUAUUGUGAAACGGUAGAAGAUGGUGACAUCAAAGAGGUUGACAAACGAAAAAAUGAUUUUGGCAACUAUAAAAGUGUUCUCAACUCAAAAAGCUAUGAGGAAUCUUUGGCUAAUUUUGCGAAAUGGGAACCUGGUCACGGUCAAUUCAGAUUCCGGCAUCCUUGGAAACAAUAUCUAGCAACCGGUGGUAUAAUCCGACAAUGUGCUUACCGAAUUGAUGCCCUUAAUUCAUAUCUUAAUGGAGAUUUUAAGGUGUCAAGUGAUAUAAAAAAGAAAUUAGAAGAACCGUUGAGAAGAAUGAGUUCGGAGUCAGGCAAAGCGAUGAAAGAAAUGUCCAUUUCGUUCAAGAAAAUGACCAAACCAUCUUCUUCUGAUCUUCAUGUCCAAAACGCACAAUCUGCCUGCAAGUCCCUCUCCAGCUUACUUAAUUCAGGCAUCUUGAAAGAAGUUGAACCACUAGAAUUAAUCUCACUUCUUACGGCAAUCUCCUUGCUCAUCGAUAUUAUUAAUCUAACCGAAAAAAUCUUGGAAUCUCUACAUGAACUAGCAUCAGCUGCAAGGUUUAAGAAUAAAAUUGAGCCGCCUGUUUUGGCCGCGAAACCAAAAGCAAAAAGCAUUUGUGGCCGGCCUACCAAAUGUCAUGGUGAUCAUGUGGUCACAAUAGGUAACGAUGGUUAUUGUGAUGAUACAUCGAAAAAUGAUAAUCGCUCGCUCGAGGUUUUGAUCCAUGAGAAACAAGAAGAAGGGGAUACACAUCUGCAUUCGAGCUGUGAUUCUUGUUGUCACAAUAGUCUUCGUGUUGUUGUAGAAUGUAGAUGA
Eutrema salsugineum is the source of this 1466-nucleotide messenger RNA. Its product is annotated as aluminum-activated malate transporter 7. Bases 18 to 1466 code for a protein of 482 amino acids. NCBI's taxonomy places the organism in Eukaryota, Viridiplantae, Streptophyta, Magnoliopsida, Brassicales, Brassicaceae. The transcript is spliced from 6 exons. The record is from RefSeq and is a predicted model, not a curated record. Gene Ontology annotation, cellular component: plant-type vacuole membrane. Gene Ontology annotation, biological process: malate transport.